This is a messenger RNA of Cynara cardunculus var. scolymus (artichoke), 2134 nucleotides long. Its product is annotated as transcription factor bHLH157-like. Gene Ontology annotation, molecular function: DNA-binding transcription factor activity; protein dimerization activity. NCBI's taxonomy places the organism in Eukaryota, Viridiplantae, Streptophyta, Magnoliopsida, Asterales, Asteraceae. The transcript is spliced from 10 exons. Bases 1 to 2016 code for a protein of 671 amino acids. Gene Ontology annotation, biological process: regulation of DNA-templated transcription. The record is from RefSeq and is a predicted model, not a curated record.
AUGGGAACGUUACAGAGGGAUCCCAUUGUUAAGAAUGUGCUUAAGAAUCUAUGCUGUUCUUAUGGAUGGUGUUAUGGUGUUUUUUGGAGUUUUGACCACCCAAAUUCAAUAUUCUUGACUAUGCAAGAUACCUAUUUUCAAGAGAAAUUUGGAGGUUUGAUCGAAGAUUUGCACCUACAAGUACCCAUGAUCGGAGGAGGGGUAAUUGGACAAGCUGCUUUUACCAAGCACCACCAAUGGAUAUCCUUAGAAAUUCCCAACAAAAGUGUACAAGAUUCUUCAAAUUCGAUCUGGGAUAUGUUUCUGGAUGAUUCUGAAUUUAAUUGCCAGUUUUCCUCUGGUAUAAAGACAAUUGCAGCAAUCCCAGUGGAACCACACGGAGUGGUACAGUUUGGGUCCACUGAAAAGAUUACGGAGACAUCGGAAUUUGUAAAUCAAACGAAAAGAAUGUUUUGGGAAAUUGUAAAUGUUAGAAUGCUUGAAAUUGCAUCUUGUUCUUCUGCAAACAGCCAAACUUGUCCUCCAAAUGGGUUGUUUCCGUACGAAGAUGCCUGUUUUAGAGAUGGUUCACUGGGACCCGCUUGUUCUUCGGUACAGUCGUGCUCUUUUAGCUCGAAUUCUCAAGCCAUGUUACUUGAUCAAAAUGAGCCCGUCACUUGGUUACAGCCAAACAAUCUUGUUCCCCUCCAGGAAUCAUUAGCAUCAGAAUCAAGAAAUCUUGAAUCUUGGAAUGCUUUUCCUACUCAGUCUAACACUUCUUUACCUUUGACAAACAAACAUCAGGAUUUGUUAGAUUUCGGAAUCCCGGAUGAAAUCCUGCAAACGGGUGAUCUCGAUAUUUCCCAAUGGAUUCCUCCGUCACCCGUCCAAACCAAUGACUUAAUAUCGCAAACCGAAAAACUUGUUCAUACGAAAACAAGCGAUUUCAUAUGCUCUACUGUUUCUGGGAAUACAGGAAACUGGGGAGGCGUUUUGAUGCCGGUUAACAAUGGAAGUCAUCUUAACUUCCAUUCCUACAAGUCAAUCAAGCAUGUUGUUAGUAAUGACUCUAAUGCCCUUGGUCCAAGGAAAGGAUUGUUCUCAGAACUUGGGAUUGAAAAGCUUUUGGAGGGACUUUCUUGUACUUCAAACGGAAUGCCACCUUCUUGCACCGACGAUCGUGUUUCUUCAGCAGUGAAAAGAAUGAAAACCGGGAAUUUUAUGAGUUCGUUACAGCCUGUUGUGUAUAAUAGUCUCGAGGGAAAGAAAGAGGCCAUGCCUAAGUCGCAGACAGGUCUAUGGAUGGCUAAUGCUUAUAGUAUGAACAGUUUGAGUCGGGUUUCACAAGCUAAGAAGGAAGUCGAACCUCAUAAGGCCACGGUUAAGAAAGCUAAACCAGGGACUCGACCACGGCCUAAAGACCGCCAGCAGAUCUUGGACCGUAUGGCUGAGUUGAGGGAACUAAUUCCAAAUGGUGAAAAGAUGAGUAUCGAUUGCUUGUUGGAUCGAACCAUCAAACACAUGCUUUUCUUGCAAAGUGUCACGAAGCAUGCUGACAGAGUCAAACAGGCCGAUGAACCAAAGGUGAGCCAAACUGUUCAGAGUUGUAAAGACAAGGAUCCAAGCUCCAACGGUGCAACAUGGGCUUGCGAACUGGGAAAUCAAACGAUGGUUUGCCCGCUAAUUGUUGAGGACCUUAGUACUCCUGGACACAUGCUUAUAGAGAUGCUAUGCGAAGAACAAGGAUUCUUUCUUGAGAUGGUUGGCGUAAUCCGAGGCUUUGGCCUCAUCAUCUUGAACGGAGUGAUGGAAGUACGCGAUAAGAUAUGGACACGCUUUAUAGUUGAAGCCGAGGUGAAAAGGCAUGUUACUAGGCACGAGGUGUUUUCAGCUCUCGUUCGGCUUCUACAAGUGACGUGCCUCGAUGAUAAUCAGGUUCCCAAUAAGGUUAUCGAAGCAACUAAUCCGCUAUUCGACAGUUAUGAGCAGUCUCUGGUGCAAAGCUUGCCCGAGACAGAAUAUUGCAUAAACUUAUAACCAAGUAUUUAUGAAAACUUUAACUUAACAGGUAAGGAGGUCGACAUCCUUACAAAAAGUAUUUAUUAACGCCGUUGAAUCGGCGGUUUUUCGUUUUGGGAUUUGGUUUUAGGUUUGA